Molecule: messenger RNA, 843 nt
Organism: Frankliniella occidentalis (western flower thrips)
Lineage: Eukaryota; Metazoa; Arthropoda; Insecta; Thysanoptera; Thripidae
Product: mitochondrial import inner membrane translocase subunit Tim29
Exons: 3
Coding region: 135-755 (206 amino acids)
Biological process (GO): protein insertion into mitochondrial inner membrane
Cellular component (GO): TIM22 mitochondrial import inner membrane insertion complex
Source: RefSeq, a predicted model, not a curated record
AGGAUGAAUAACAAAAAACAAGCAAAGCACAGCACACAGCACACAGCACAUUGAACCUUUUCAUGUUUGAGGAAAUUCUAUUUUACCAUAUUUUGAAUGAAAGUUUUGUUAAUUUUCCGUUUAAACUUUAAAAGAUGGGAUACCAAAUUGUUAGAAGAUUAAUACCCAGUAGAAUAUCAAAUAAGUAUAACAGGAUCAAAGCCAGAUUAAGUCUUGACGAUGCAGCAGAAAGGUUAAAAGGAUCUAAAUUUGAGAAAAUUGGUAACUUUUGGAUUAACCUCCUUAGAGAUUAUGGUGAAGUGAUAAAAGACACAUCCAAUGGUAUUAAAGAGCGUCCAAAGCGAGCUUUGAUCUAUGCCUGGGGAUUCUGGGCUUGGUUAUAUUGCGUCAAUACUAAUCCUAACGAACGCAGUUUCCGAGAUCAGUGUCUGUCAGCAGCAACUGAAAUAUCUUCCUUACCAGCUGCAAUCCGCAAUGCAGAACCUUGUACCCACUUAGCCUUUUUGGAAUCCUGCCAUAACGCUGGUUUACUACGCCGUCUGAACUUAGGCGUGUGUUCAGUUAUGUGGUUAGACAACUACGAUAAAAAUGCUGGUUUGUAUGCUGCUCAUUGUAAAUACUUAAAACCAAAAUAUUUCAGUUUUCAUGAAAGAAUCCUGGAUUAUGGUAUGUUAGGUCGAUGGUGGGUCAUCAGUGGGAAAAUGAAGGACUAUGAUAUUAAUCCAGAUGAAUGGAAAGAGAAAACAUCAAACUAAGGAUAAAAAUUAUAGGCAUUGAAUGAAUGUUGUUUAAGCUUAUUAGAGAUUAAUGGCUGUCUGUCACUAAUAAAACUGUUACAGAAAA